AUGACAAAUAUCGCCAAGAAAGUAAAGAAGCUUGCAACGGUACAGCUGUACAAUCUUAAAGUACUACUAAAUGGUCGUGGUUUGUCAAAUUUCAAGAAACGCUACAAACUUAAAGGAGAACUUGGUCGUGGUGGUUUCGGAAUCGUUUAUCGCGGAAUUCGGAUUUCUGAUGAACUUCCUGUUGCUAUUAAAUUCAUUGAUCGAGAUCAAGUUCGCAAUUGGGGAAAGUUAGAAGAUGAACGAUUACCAAUGGAAAUUUGCAUGUUAGCACGAUGUGUUAAUGUACCGGGAGUGAUCAAAUUACUGGAUUGGUACAGUAUGCCAGAAGGUUUCUUGAUUGUAAUGACACGUCCGUAUCCAUGCGUUGACCUCUUCGAUUUUAUCAAAAGUCAUAAGAAAUUAGAUGAAAAUCUUACACGAUUUUUAUUUCGACAAAUAGCUCUGACUAUUCGCGAUUGCGAUCAACAAAAAGUAUUACAUCGUGAUCUCAAGGACGAAAAUAUAGUAAUUGAUUUAGUGAACGGUGAAACAUUUUUGGUUGAUUUUGGUGCUGCAACUCUACUGACGAAAAAUAGCUACACUGAUUUCCAGGGAACUCGUUUAUAUUGUCCACCCGAAUGGUUUUUGCAUUCAGUAUAUUUGGGCCGCGAAGCAGCGGUCUGGUCAUUAGGUGUUCUUCUCUAUAAUAUGCUCAACGGGAGUUUGCCAUUUCGUAAUGAAAAGGAGAUUUGUACAUCACAUCUACUAGGACCAUUACCAUUCUAUAAAGAAAUUAGCAAAAGUGCUAAGGAUUUAAUCAAUCAAUGUUUACACUUUGAACCGAAUAAACGAUGUAGCUUGGAUACAAUCCUAAAGCAUUCAUGGAUACGAGCUCCAUGUGCUGACUGGUGUACACUGAUAGAUCGGGUAUAUCAGCAAAAUUCACCUGACGACCAACAAUGUGAUACUAUCUGCGCGGAUCGCAUAUCGAUGGAACAGGUAGAAUCAAGUUAUGCUGAGUCAGGUGUCGGUAGCACAUCUAGUUUCAACUCAUCUGCGUCAUUAUCAUUCACGACAUGUUAUCGUCGAGGUGAACCAGGAGUAUGUGGUAUGGUUGCCGGACCGUCAGCGUAUCAUGGUUAUCAACAUCGUGGUAGAAUUCAAGUUUGUCAAUCAAAAACUUCAUUAAUUGGUGAUUCUCCUUCACCAGUGAACAGCCAAGACUUUAUGAAGAUGGUUUAUCUACAGCAGAAUAUUCCCAGCGGUCGAACGAAUAAAGCACAUUCCAUUAAUCAUCUAACCAUUUUUGCUCCCCGGUUUACUUUUUCACAUAUUCCAAAUCCGGAAGAUAGUAACUGGACACUAUCUCGUGUUUUGAAACCUUUAACUAGGAAGAAACGUUCCAUCGAUUCCGGACAUCAAUCGACGCAUUUAUCACCAACACCAAUACCACCAAAACCAUCCAGCCAUGAUAGCUUUAAUGGAAGAACACGUGGAGUACUGGCAUUUUAA
Molecule: messenger RNA, 1491 nt
Organism: Cercopithifilaria johnstoni
Lineage: Eukaryota; Metazoa; Nematoda; Chromadorea; Rhabditida; Onchocercidae
Source: the annotation of a GenBank genome assembly